This is a messenger RNA of Sabethes cyaneus, 2139 nucleotides long. RefSeq lists its product as uncharacterized. Gene Ontology annotation, molecular function: protein binding. The transcript has a single exon. Lineage: Eukaryota; Metazoa; Arthropoda; Insecta; Diptera; Culicidae. The record is from RefSeq and is a predicted model, not a curated record. The coding region runs from base 122 to 1723 and encodes 533 amino acids.
CCCCUGGCUCACAAGUUUUUCACCUGGCGUACUGAUAGGUAGGCAUUUGGUAUAACGACGGGAUAACACCGUCCAUUAUUUUAGUUUACAUUUCAGUCUCAAGUGAAACACAACAUUCGUCAUGGAUUGGUCAUUUCUGCCUUUAGAAAUACUAGAAAUAAUCCUCGGCAAGCUCGAGUUUAAGGAUCGAAUGGCCUGCUCGUUAGUUUGUCACAGCUGGUGUAGUGCUUUGUUCUGCAGUCCAAAAUUGGCUCGUGAUAUAGUGUUUAGUAUUGGCCCCAAAUAUUGCAGUGAUUUUCGAAGCAUAAUUCAAAGCAGCGAGCGGAAUUUUCGCCAGCUGGUCAUAGUAUUGCAUACGGCUGAUUUAGCUUUGAAUGAAAUUGUUGCGGAAGCUGCUAAACGAUGGAAUGUAAAAUUUGUUUCGCUGGUUGGUGAGCCAGUGAGACUUCUAAGCUGUUUUAAAUCCAAUGUCCAACUCUUUGAUUCAAUCACAGAACUAACUUUGGAGUUUACAAUGGAUCGAGCAUGGCCAGUAAUGCCAGUGCAAGAGGUAACGUUCGUAAACCUGAAGAAGUUUCACUACUUACAAAUCUACGUGGGCCCCAACCCUAUGAGCGUUCUGUUCCGAUUGGUCAUGCCCAAGCUGGAAGUGGCAUCAAUAGUACUAGAUUCGCUGGCUAAUGAAGAAGCCAUGUAUUGGGAAGAUCCUCUGAUAGAGCUACUAGAAUGCGACAAACUCAAAUCAUUGGAAGUGGAUCUAAAUAGCAGCAUGUGGGAUAACUUUUUUGCAGUAAAACGGUCGAAUAUGGAACGGCUGGUGAUUCGACGAGCCAGCGACGAGUGUCACGAACGAAAUUGGCAUCAACUUUUUGGUAAUAUGCCGAAUCUGAAGCAUGUAGAAUUUGCUUUUUCAAGCGACAGCAUGCUCUCAAACUUGAUUGCAAGUUGUAAAAAAAUUGAACGAAUAAUGUUCUACGGCUUUUGUUUGCAUGAUGGAUCAUUUGCUAACAAUAUGGAGGUACUAAAAUUGAAACAAAUACACCUGGAUGGUUGGCUAACUGGAUCACUUUUUUCCUCGGAAGGUAGACUGGAUGUAUUUCACUUAGAAGACCUAACCUGGAAGUAUGUAGAAUUAGCACCUGCUCAAGGUACCUUUACAAUCGUUGCACCUGAGUUAAAACGUUUGACACUAAGAGGUUGCGAUUACAAACGGUUCCUGCUGGAGGUCGGCGACUGUUUGGAAUGUGUGGAUAUGGAUUACUAUGAAACACAAAUUAUGACACCGAACUUUUUUGGCUCGCUUGAAAACGUUCAGCGGCUAACACUACACAUAAAUAGUAAUUCCCAAAAGCUGGCUCUGAAAAUUGCACCCAUGCCAAGGCUCAAAUAUCUCGAACUGGUAUGUUCUACAGAACGACAUGGGUAUAACUGUAAUGCUCUGUUUCGCGGCAUUUGUGCAAAUUGUCCAGAACUGGAAGAACUAUGUAUACGGAACGAACACGAAAACGAACUCAGAAUAAGUUACUCUCAUUUCGUGCAGCUGGUUAGAUUGACCCGGUUACGUGUGCUAACAAUGCACUUCGUUACGCUGCUCGAUGUUGCCGGCGAAAUCCCUCUACGUCAUCUACAACGGCAGAACAUUUGGGGAUGCACAGUUUCCGGAAAUUCAUCCAAACAAUGUUUUCCUCUGCAAACACAGGACAAGGAAAUGAAUAUCCAGUAGGGUAACAUCUGGCCGUGUGAGCAAACAUGUACAAAGUUUUAGGGUUAAAUCACCGAGCAAAAUAUCCGAUUUAUAACAAUAGUUGUAAGAACUAAAGUGACUUUUAAGUAGCGUAAGUAAGUAACAUUUUAUGAUUGAUUUUAUACAUUUCAUAAAUGAACAAAAUUAUUCGUGUGUUUUUGGGAAUCAACUCGUCUGUCACUUCAGAAAUAUAAUAUAGUGUUAUAUCGUUUAACAAUUAGAUUAAGAGUAAGGUACUGUAUUACCGAUUGGACUCCUUUUGCCUUCAGGUACCUAAACGAUUUUUAGUAAAUAAAAACAUCACAUAUAUAGCAAACAUACACACAGGCUUAAUUUAAUAUAAUUACUAUAAUUUGUCCAAAAUCAAGCCGGUUUUGGGUACUACUGUUAUUUUU